AUGGCAUGUAUCAUGGAGAGCAAGAUUGUGGGAAAAGAAAAACAGCAACAUAGCUUGACUUUACUUAGCAAAAUUAAGAACAUGAAAGAAUUAGCGGAAAUGAUAGAUGUAGUGCUCGUCGCAGAAGGGGAGAAAUUUCCCUGCCACCGGCUGAUUUUGGCUGCCUUUAGCCCUUAUUUCAAAGCCAUGUUCACCUGUGGUUUGCUUGAGUGUGCUCAGAGGGAAGUCAUACUCUAUGAUAUCACAGCAGAGAGUGUCUCUAUAAUAUUAAACUAUAUGUACAAUGUGGAUUUGGACAUCAAUAAUGCCAAUGUACAGACUGUAGCUGUUGCUGCCUACUUUAUGCAAAUGGAUGAAGUCUUCAGCGUGUGCCAGAAAUAUAUGAUGGACCACAUGGAUGCCUCCAAUUGCGUGGGAAUCUAUUAUUUUGCCAAACAUAUUGGGGCAGAAGAUUUGUCUGAUCAAGCCAAGAAAUAUUUAUAUCGGCACUUUGCUGAGGCAAGCUUACAUGAAGAAAUUCUAGAAAUUGAUGUGAACCAACUGAUGGCGCUUAUUAAAUCAGAUGAUCUUAAUAUUUCCCGAGAGGAGAGUAUUCUGGACUUGGUUUUGAGAUGGGUAAACCAUAACCGAGAAUCGCGCCUGGAGUCCCUUCCUGAACUUUUGAAACAAGUGAGACUGGGACUUGUGAAUCCUUCUUUUUUAAGAGAAGCGUUGAAAAGGAACACAGUGCUUCUAUGUAACUCAGAUUGCCUCGAUCUCAUCCAGGGUGCCUUAGAUGCCAUCAAGAAAUCCAAACAGCAUUCUCUAAAUCUCCGUUAUGGAAUGGAGACCACUAGUCUUCUGCUUUGUAUUGGCAACAGUUCCACAGGGAUCAGAUCGAGACAUGGCAACUAUGGAGAAGCCAGUUUUUGUUAUGCUCCCAUGACACGGAAGACUUACUUCCUCUCCUCUCCGAAGUAUGGAGAAGGCUUAGGAACUGUGUGUACCGGGGUCGUCAUGGAAAACAAUGAUAUCAUUGUGGCAGGGGAAGCCAGUGCCUCUAAAUUAUCUAGACAAAAGAACAAGAAUGUAGAGAUCUAUCGGUAUCACAACCGGGGAAACAAAUUUUGGGAAAAGUUAUGCGCCACUGAGUUUCGGGAGCUGUAUGCCCUAGGCAGUGUCUAUAGUGACCUUUAUGUUAUAGGAGGACAAAUGAAAUUGAAAAACCAGUAUCUCGUUACAAACUGUGUCGACAAGUAUUCAGUGGAGCAUGACAAUUGGAAAAGGGUGACCCCUCUUCCAUUACAACUAGCAUGCCAUGCUGUGGUAACAGUGAAUAAUAAACUUUAUGUGAUUGGAGGAUGGACCCCACAGAUGGAUCUCCCUGAUGACGAGCCUGAUCGAUUAAGCAACCGACUGUUGCAGUAUGACCCUGGCCAAGAUCAAUGGAGGGAGCGGGCACCGAUGAAGUACUCUAAAUACCGAUUCAGUACUGCUGUAGUCAACAGUGAGAUUUAUGUUCUGGGUGGAAUCGGUUGCCUGGGUCGAGACAAAGGCCAAGUUCGUAAAUGCCUUGAUGCUGUGGAGAUCUACAAUCCAGAUGGGGAUUUUUGGAGGGAGGGGCCCACGAUGCCAACCCCCCUGCUGUCCCUUCGAACCAAUUCUACCAAUGCAGGAACAGUAGAUGGGAAGCUGUAUGUCUGCGGGGGCUUUCACGGAGCAGAUCGGCAUGAAAUUAUCUCCAAGGAAAUCUUGGAGCUGGACCCGUGGGAAAAUCAGUGGAAUGUCGUAGCCAUCGAUGUCCUCAUGCAUGACAACUACGAUGUCUGCCUUGUGGCCAAGAUGAAUCCCAGAGAUCUCAUUCCCCCACCUUCAGAUUUAGUAGAAGAAAGAAGUUAA
This is a messenger RNA of Vombatus ursinus (common wombat), 1878 nucleotides long. RefSeq names its product kelch repeat and BTB domain containing 12 (gene KBTBD12). Lineage: Eukaryota; Metazoa; Chordata; Mammalia; Diprotodontia; Vombatidae. Bases 1 to 1878 code for a protein of 625 amino acids. Gene Ontology annotation, molecular function: protein binding. The transcript is spliced from 5 exons. The record is from RefSeq and is a predicted model, not a curated record.